CUUUGUGCGGGCUCGGGACCCCCGGCAGGACCCCCCCCCAGCACCGGGACCCCUCCCCGGGAACCCCCCCCGGUUCUGCCCCGCUCCUACCGGGGGAGGGACCCUCGGGUCCGCCCCGCAUCCUCCUCCCCCCGCCCCAUUCCCACGCCCCCUCCCCAAAUCCCCGCGCUCGGCUCGGGGGCAGUUUGGUGAGGGGGGGGGCACCGGGGCUGAGCCCCCUCCCCGUGCGGGACCCCCGGGGGGCUCGGGGGGCUGCGGGCGAUGCCGGCGGUGAUGGAGAAGCCCUCGGGGAUCCUGUCCCGCAGCCGCGCCAAGGCGGGCGGGGGCGCACCGGGACCCCCCCACUCCGAGGACGAGGCCAGCGAGGACGAGCACGGCCACGACAGCAUGAUCCGCGUGGGCGCCGAUUACCAGGCGGUGAUUCCCGACUGCAAACCAGAGAGCCCCGCUCGCUACAGCAACAAGGAGCUCAAGGGGAUGCUGGUGUGGGCCCCCAACCACUGCGUGUCCGACGCCAAACGUGAGACCCCCGACCCACCCUGGGGUACCCCUGCGCUGGGCAUGCUGCUGUGGCACAAACACGACGUGGAGAAGUCCCUGGCUGACCUGGCCAACUUCACCCCGUUCCCGGACGAGUGGACGGUGGAGGACAAGGUGCUGUUCGAGCAGGCCUUCAGCUGCCAUGGCAAGAGCUUCGCCCGCAUCCAGCAGAUGCUCCCCGACAAGCUGAUCCCCAGCCUGGUCAAGUAUUAUUACUCCUGGAAGAAGACGCGGUCCCGCACCAGCGUCAUGGACCGGCAGGCGCGGCGGCUGCUGGGGCGGCGCGACCGCGACGACAGCAAUGACGACACCGACGAGCACCGACCGAGCCCCGAGGGGGACCUGGAGCCUGCGGACCCCAAAAAAGAGCCGUGCCUGGCCAAGGCGGGCCCGCGCAAGGAGCCGCAGUACCGGCACCACCCCCCGGCGCGGCAGCGGCGCCGCCCCCCCCGCGGGAUGCGCCUGAGCCGCGAGGACGUGGCCGAGGUGACGGCGAACCCCGACCUGGGCGCGCGGGCCCUGCGCCAGCUCGACUGCCAGCUGGUGGCGCUCAAACGGCAGGUUCAGCGCAUCAAGCAGAUCAACAGCGGCCUCAGGCAGGCGCUGGACGGGGGCCUGGAGGGGCUGCGGCCGCCUGAGGGUCACAGCAAAUUCAGCUCGCGCUGGACCACGGACGAGCAGCUGCUGGUGGUGCAGGGUGCAGAUCACCGGCGUUUCCCGCCCGGCCCCGCCCCCGCCGCCCUCCUCGGCCCCUCCCCCGGGCGCGGCCCCGCCCCCCUCGCGUCCGCCGGCCCCGCCUCCUCUGCUGCGCCCGGCCCCGCCCCCGGCCCCGCCCCCCGCGCUCCCGCGGCCACCGCCCCCCCUCCAGCCCGGCCGGGCCCCGCCCCCGCUGCUCCGCCCUGGCCACGCCCCCGCCGCCAGGCCCCGCCCCCCGGCUGCUGGCCACGCCCCGCCCCGCUGAGCGCCCCCUGCUGGGCCAGAGGGACCGGGGGUUGGGGGGGGUCCCGGGGGGGUUCUGGGGGGUCCCAGUUUGCAAUAAAGGUAUUUUAG
Messenger RNA from Zonotrichia leucophrys gambelii, 1590 nucleotides. Its product is annotated as REST corepressor 2-like. Gene Ontology annotation, cellular component: histone deacetylase complex; transcription regulator complex. Gene Ontology annotation, biological process: negative regulation of DNA-templated transcription; regulation of transcription by RNA polymerase II. NCBI's taxonomy places the organism in Eukaryota, Metazoa, Chordata, Aves, Passeriformes, Passerellidae. Gene Ontology annotation, molecular function: transcription corepressor activity. The transcript is spliced from 10 exons. The coding region runs from base 262 to 1590 and encodes 442 amino acids. The record is from RefSeq and is a predicted model, not a curated record.